AUCCAAAAAAACGUUUUCCUUCCAUCGAUCUACCACGACAUCCCUCCCUGGGGUCUGCACGAAUAACAAGUUCGCUAUAGAUACCCGGUUCUCAAAAGAAAUCUAGAGAAAAUGCCAUUAUUGGACGACGAAGACGCCUCAAGCUCAUGCUCAUCGUCUACAUCAGCGAGGAGUGACGAAGAUUCGGACUCGGAGGAGGACUUGGAGGACUAUGUCAAGGGAGGCUACCAUCCUGUAGAGAUUGGUGAUGUGUUUAGAGAUGGGAAGUACGUUGUGGUUAGGAAGCUUGGUUGGGGUCAUUUCUCAACAGUCUGGCUGGCGAAGAAUACGCAACUAAAUCGUCAUGUCGCACUGAAGAUCGUCAAGUCUGCUUCUCGAUAUACGGAAACAGCGGUGGACGAAAUUAAACUGUUGGAGCGGUUGAAUAAUCCCUCCAUACCCCAUGCCGAAGACCCUGUUUUAGGCCCUGAACUACCGCCUCUCGCUCACCCAGGUCGAUCUCAUGUCAUUGGUCUUCUCGAUCAUUUCCUACACAAAGGUCCCAACGGCACGCAUGUCUGUAUGGUUUUCGAAGUUCUCGGCGAAAGCUUGUUAGGGCUUAUUAAACGGCACCAAACCCGAGGAGUUCCCUUACCCAUGGUCAAGGAGAUUGCGAAACAAGUACUAUUAGGGUUGGAUUACAUGCACCGCUAUUGCGGCAUAAUUCAUACCGAUCUGAAGCCCGAGAAUGCUCUCGUCUCCAUCCCCGACGUCGAGAGCGUCAUUUUACACGAGCUUUCAUUACCUUCUGACAGUACGCGAACGAGGAUGGUUGGAGUACCUUCGAGCUCUGGACGUGGUGGGAACCAGACGCCUCGUUCGGUAUCCCGGCCUAUCAGUCUAGGCGUGGAUAAACUCGCUUUUGCUAUGAGCAGGAUAGAGACUGAUGAUCCGGAACCGUCGACUCAUGGUGGUUCAGGCACCUCCCCGGCUUCCAAACGUGAACGUGGCCCGCCGAAAAUCAAUCGUAAGCAAGGGAAGGAGAACGAGUACCCUGGGAACUUGACGGAAUUUGGAGGAGAAACCGAGACUAUUACGGUGAAGAUCGCAGAUUUGGGAAAUGCCACCUGGAUAAAUCAUCACUUUACGGACGAUAUUCAGACAAGGCAGUAUCGAUGUCCAGAAGUCAUCCUCGGAGCGAAAUGGGGACCAAGUGCGGAUGUUUGGAGUGUUGCUUGCCUGGUGUUUGAGCUCAUAACCGGUGGCGACUAUCUGUUUGACCCUGUUUCUGGACAGAGUUAUUCGAAAGACGACGAUCAUCUUGCUCAGAUAAUAGAACUCCUGGGUCCAAUACCCCCAAGCAUGGUCCUAACGGGUAAGUACAGUCGGGAGUAUUUCAAUCGUCGAGGCGAACUUCGUCAUAUUUCUACCUUACGUCCAUGGCCCCUAGUGUCCGUUCUUCACGAAAAAUACCGGUUCCGGAAAAGUGCAGCUGAGCGUAUCGCUGCGUUUCUUCUACCCAUGCUGAUAGUACAUCCCGAGAAACGUGUGUCAGCGGGAGAGAUGGUUAUGCAUAGAUGGUUGGAGGGUGUGGUUGUUCAGGGAGAGAUGGAUCUUAUGAAGAUGAUGGAUGGGAUGGAUCGGGAGGAGGAGGGCGAGGAGGAGGGUGUAGGGAUUGAGGAUGAAGUUAUCAGUCCGGCGACAUUCGCAGGGGGAACCGACGGAGCUUAUGAUGAUAACCCACCGCAAGUUGGCGUUGGCAGUUUUUUCGGUUCAAUGAGUCGUGGUUUGGCCGCCGACCUUACAGGUCCUAGGGUACCCGAAGUCAUUCAAAACGCGCAAGUGAGUCAGAGUGAAGAGAGGGCGUUUCAAGGGUCCGUUAGCGGUGCUUCUAUUUAUUUCCCAUCGCCGACUCAGAUUUCAUUUUCGACUCGUACAGCGGAUGGAGCUGAUGUACAAUUUCAGGGGAGGUAUCGGAUGUCGAUGUCGGUUUCUGGAGAUGCUUAGGUCCUGGUCAUUACUUGGUCCAUCUCUAGGGAUGAGCUACCAACGUAGUGCAUUUCGCUGCAAUGUACGGUUUUUCUUUUCUCUCUCCCUCUCUGUUGGUGAAAGGCGUGGCCAGAGCUGACAGGACUCAGUUGAUGGACGUUCCACGCUAGACUCUCAUUUCUUUUAAACACCUUCUCCGUUCUAAAUGGGAGGGGAAAAACCCUUGUAAAACAAAUUGUAUAUGUAUAACAAAUUGCACUUCUGUAUAUCAUGUUCUGUUACUUGUUUUGUUUAUCCAUGUACUGCUGCUACUUUCCUUGUGCUAUCGUUCAUAUGACUCUCCUUCCUUUUAUGUCAAUCCAUUACCUGC
Messenger RNA from Marasmius oreades (fairy-ring Marasmius), 2338 nucleotides. RefSeq lists its product as uncharacterized. Lineage: Eukaryota; Fungi; Basidiomycota; Agaricomycetes; Agaricales; Marasmiaceae. Gene Ontology annotation, molecular function: ATP binding; protein kinase activity. The transcript is spliced from 7 exons. The record is from RefSeq and is a predicted model, not a curated record. Gene Ontology annotation, biological process: spliceosomal complex assembly; protein phosphorylation; regulation of mRNA processing. Bases 112 to 1986 code for a protein of 624 amino acids.